AUGGUGAUGUUCGUUGUCUAUAAAAGGAAAACCACUCAUCUUCGGACUACAUCCACAUUUGCUCUCCACUUCACCGUAUUACAACUUACCCGAAUUCAAGAAGCCAUGGCCUCUUACCGGUGCACCAUGUUUGCUUUCAUGAUUGCUAUUUCCUUUUCAACCUUGGAGAUCACAUUCGCAUCACUUCCAUCUCUACUCCCUUCUAUAGGAGUCCCACCAGUCGGAGUCCCACCUGUCGGAGUCCCACCUACAGGAGUCCCACUCAUACAAGUUCCACCUAUAGGAGUUCCACCUGUACAACUUCCACCAAUAGGAGUCCCACCUGUACGAGUCCCACCUGUACAAGUUCCACCUAUAGGAGUACCACCUGUACAAGUUCCACCUGUAGGAGUCCCACCUAUACAAGUUCCACCUGUAGGAGUCCCACCUGUAGUAAUACCACCUGUACAAGUCCCACCUGUGGGAGUCCCACCUGUACAAGUCCCACCUGUGGGAGUCCCACCUGUACAAGUCCCGCCUGUGAUAAUCCCAUCUCUGGGAGUGCCACCUCUUGUGGGAGUGCCACCUGUGGGAGUCCCACCUGUGGGAGUCCCACCUGUGGGAGUACCACCUGUGGGAGUACCACCUGUGGGAGUGCCACCUGUGGGAGUGCCACCUGUGGGAGUGCCACCUGUGGAAAUACCACCUGUGGAAAUACCACCUGUGGGAAUACCACCUGUGGGAAUCCCACCUGUGAGAAUCCCACCACUGCCUCUAAUCUGA
Vigna umbellata (rice bean) is the source of this 762-nucleotide messenger RNA. RefSeq lists its product as uncharacterized. The record is from RefSeq and is a predicted model, not a curated record. NCBI's taxonomy places the organism in Eukaryota, Viridiplantae, Streptophyta, Magnoliopsida, Fabales, Fabaceae.